This is a messenger RNA of Oppiella nova, 1764 nucleotides long. NCBI's taxonomy places the organism in Eukaryota, Metazoa, Arthropoda, Arachnida, Sarcoptiformes, Oppiidae. The record is from the annotation of a GenBank genome assembly.
AUGCUAUCGGCGCUCAAGAGGUUGGUCUCCCAUAACGACAACCAACUGAAGGCGUCGCCCACCGAUCCAUCCAUUCAUCGGUCACCCCAUGGAGUGUCACCAAUGGAUCAGUUGUUGCAACGAAAGUUCGCCAAAGGAGUCCAAUAUAACAGUAAUCCCGAAGACAUUUGGAUCUGGGAUGUGGUGGACAAAGGAAAGCCUAAAAAGAAGUCGGAGUCACUCAAGUUGGACAACAAGUCGGGGGCGGCGGUGACGGCGGCGCCCGUAGUGCCGGACGAGGAGCAGCCGGCGCUCGACGCAGAGUUUGUGGACGUCUAUAAGAACACGAAUGGCGUGAUCCUCAUGAUGGAUAUGACCAAACAGUGGACCUUCGACUACGUCCAGAGGGAGCUGGAGAAGAUGCCCAAAAACAUACCGGUGCUCGUGUUGGCCAACCACCGGGAUAUGGGUCACCACCGGGCGGUCACCGAGGAUCAGGUGAAGGGCUUCAUUGAGGGCUGCGUCGAGUCGGUGGCCAACGGUGGCGACGCCAGUGAGCGCCGACAGAUCCGCUACUCGGAGGCGUCGAUGCGGAACGGCUUCGGCCUCAAGUAUAUGCAUAAGUUCUUUAACCUACCGUUCCUUCACCUGCAACGCGAGACUCUGUUGAGACAACUGGAGACCAAUCUGUCGGAUAUGGAGACGACAUGCGAUGAAUUGGAUUCACUGCAGGACUCGGACGACCAGAACUACGACCUCUUUCUCGAUCUCUUGACGAAUAGGCGCCGAAGACUGGCCGACCAGUUGUCGAAACCGGCGCCGACGGACCUCCAGAACAACGGCGUCGCCCCUCACCACCAGCCGCCCAGAAGUAAGUCCAUGCCGUCGAGUAUAUCGCAAAAGCUGUCGUCCCAUAUGAACGGCGGCGCCAAUAGUAUGGAGCCGCCGGUGAAGCCGACGCCCAGUAUUAUAAUCGGCGCCAAUAAUCCACUUCCGGCCAAAUACUCGGCCAACAGUCUGGCCGUCGGUUCGCAGGCCAACCAAACGACGACUAAUCAAAGUCCGGGCCAUCAGUCAAACCCUAAGAGUAAUAGCAAUGCGUUUCAAAGUGUCGACGAAUUCAUUCCGGAGGACGAGAAGUCGUCGUUCAGGCAGUUCCUCGACGAGCCACUCAAUGCUAUCAACGCCGCCAACGAUGUCAAGUACGACGACAACACCGAUAGCGAUAACGACACGACAGCCGACAACCCAAUGGUCGCCAAAUAUCAGGAGGAAUUAGAUCCCGAGGACCAGGUGUCCAACGGCUCGCUCGACGAGUUGGCCGCCCGGCCCACAGUCGCAGACAUCAUACGCGAGUCGAGCGAUGAUAACGACAUCGAAAAGACUUUGACUGAAACGCCGGUCGCUAACCAUAAGGCCAACCGAAGCGUGUUUUCCAUGAAUACGAUAGACGGCGACGACAUCUCCGCGGCGGUCGACAAUCACUACAACACCCGGCCGUCGGUGAGCGUCAGUCGCAACGCCUCGCUAUCGACGCCCACGAGUUCGACGCUGACGACGACGGCCACGCCUACGAGCGCUGACACCAGCGAAAUGGGCAGCGAAUCGGGUUCCGCGACCACCAAAACGGGUCGCAAAACGCAUUCAAAAACCAAAACUAAGACCAAAAAGAAGUCGAAGACUAAGAGGAAGGGCGCCGACGAUGAGGACGACGAGCAGCGACGGCUCGAAGAGUUCUUAGGGCCGGACGUGAGCCGAGAGGUGACCGCUUACGAGGAGUUAUGA